GAAACAGACAUGGCGACCUCCAUCGCCCGUAGCCCGUGACAGAUCGACCGUUCAUGUAAACCAGCAUUUGGAGGUUAUCGAUUUACAUGAAGCGCUUGAGAGACACGUAGUUUUUCAAUCAUCUGUCGGGUCGUGUCUAGAGAAAAUGAAUCUGCACAAACUGUCUUUGCGAUUGCGACCAGCAGUAACGCAGAAGUUCAGGUGUCUCAGCAUCCAGAGCAGUGGCCAGGAGCUGGAGGCGGUUGCUGCGGAAACACUAUCAGCUGAGCCAAAUAUGCUUUCAGUCUUCAGAACAUCAGAGCAGGAUCCGACAUGUCAUUCUGAAACACACACUGGGCAGUACUACACGCUCCCCCCAACUCACAUCCAGAAACUCUUCCCUCAUGGACUCCCCCCACGCUUUCAGAUGCAGGUUAAGACUUUUAAUGAGGGCUGCGUGAUGGUCAGGCCAGCAGCGCUGGAGCUCAUCUCAUAUCUCAAAAAAGCUGAUUACAACAAACCUCCUCUACGUUAUGUACUCUAUGGACAGACGGGCUCAGGGAAGUCCAUUUCUCUGUGUCACACUCUGCAUUACUGCUACACUCAGGGCUGGUUGAUCCUGCAUGUUCCUGAUGCUCAUCUGUGGGUUAAGAACUGUAAAGAGAUGCUGCCCUCUACCUACAAUCCCUUACGCUUUGACCAGCCAGUGCAAGCAACCCAGUGGCUGAAGGACUUCAAAAUCACCAACGAACACUUUUUAUCCAAGAUAAAGACAACACGGCGAUAUGUUUGGACAAAGAGAGAGAGUACUGAAGAGGGCCGGACUUUAGGCGAGCUUAUUGAUCAGGGUGUGAACCGCAUGAAGAGCAGCAGUGAUGUGGUCGGUGCAGUGCUGCGAGAGCUGAGGCUUCAGGCAGGGGCUACCACAGAGGGCGAGGAGGUCUUUAAGUUGGCGGUGGCUGUGGAUGGAGUAAAUGCUCUUUGGGGCAACACAACUCUUAAAAAGGAAGACAGAACUAUGUGUGAGCCAGAGGAACUGACCCUUAUUCAUAAUUUAAGGAAGAUGAUGAAAACCGACUGGAGAGGAGGAGCCAUUCUCACAGCCCUGUCUCAGACCGGCUCUCUGUUCAAGCCACGCUCUGCUUACCUUCCCAGCGAGCUGCUCGGAGAGGAAGGGUUUGAUGAAAUGGAACCUUUUGUGCCAGUUUGUGUGUCGGGUUACAACGAGAAGGAGUUUGAGAGCUGUUAUCUGUACUAUUUAGACCGCAACUGGCUGCAGCAUCCACACAGUCGGUCUGAAGAAGGAAAGAAGGAGCUCAUCUUUCUCAGCAAUAGAAAUCCAUCCAUCCUGGAAAGAUUGUGUGCUUUCCUGUAGUGAACAUCAUCUGCUUUCUCUCACUUGCUUGUGUAUAUCAUGUGAAUCCAGUAAACAUAAGUAUGCAGCUUUUUCAUAAUAAAAAGGUUUGAAAAAAGCA
This is a messenger RNA of Danio rerio (zebrafish), 1454 nucleotides long. RefSeq names its product death associated protein 3 (gene dap3). Gene Ontology annotation, biological process: apoptotic process. NCBI's taxonomy places the organism in Eukaryota, Metazoa, Chordata, Actinopteri, Cypriniformes, Danionidae. Gene Ontology annotation, cellular component: small ribosomal subunit; mitochondrion; mitochondrial ribosome. The record is from RefSeq and is marked provisional.